Messenger RNA from Centropristis striata (black sea bass), 5887 nucleotides. It is a transcript of the gene znf687b, whose product is annotated as zinc finger protein 687b. The transcript has 10 exons. The record is from RefSeq and is a predicted model, not a curated record. Lineage: Eukaryota; Metazoa; Chordata; Actinopteri; Perciformes; Serranidae. The coding region runs from base 92 to 4537 and encodes 1481 amino acids.
UACGAUCUCCGGGUCGCUGCUGCUGUCAAACCAAACCUCAGCAGACCGUUUCCAGAUGCUUUUUAACGGCGAAGGCUAGCUCGUUAGCUCAAUGACCCCUCUCUCUGUCUUGGCUGCAGCUCAGCGGCCAGCUAGCCAGCCUCAAGUCGGUGAAGGAAUAUCGCUAGCUCAAAAUAACCGGAGGUCGCUGCUACCUAACGCUGCCCCAGGAGUUAAUCCCGGUAUGGGGGACAUGAAGACCCCAGAUUUUGAUGACCUGUUGGCAGCAUUUGACAUUCCUGACAUAGAUGCCAAAGAGGCCAUCCAGUCUGCUCCAGAUGAGGCAGAGGGACCCCAUGGAGCUGCAGGUGCACCCCUGGGGAAGUCGGAUACUGUGGUUGGGGGUGUUGGGUCGUCUUUGAGACCACCAAGCCCUGCAGAUUCCCAAGCGGACACCUCUAUUGUUAGUGUGAUUGUGAAAAAUAAAGUGCGCCUUGAGACCACAGAUGGAGAGGAGGCAGACGCAGAUCAGGACCCCAUCGAUGUGAUCGCAGGGGUAGAUGUGGGUCCUAGACUUGGUGCGUGUGCUCCUGGAGUUGCUGAAUCUGAGGCGCUCAACCACAAUGGCUUCGGAGCGUCUGGGGUCUCCACCCCCCUUCCCCUCAGCCAGACUCAGUCUAAUGGAGCUUCGUGGUCGGUGAACACCCCUAAAGUGUCUUCAGAAGCAGCCGGUGGCGGUGCAGCCAAAUCUCACAAGCAAGGCGGGAACAUUUUCAACAGACUUAAACCGCUUGUGGCACAGGGGUCUGGAGAUCCAGUGGGGCGGGCCAGGAAGAUGCAGCUUCUACAGCAGCAGCACCAGCAGCAGCAGGACACGGGUCAAGAGAGGGCGGAUGGCAUCAAAGCAUCGUUACCGCCAUCGUCCUCUCUGUCAGCUGGGUCGUCUCCUCUGGCGGCAGGCGGGGCAGUCGGACUUGCCUCGCCUUUCUUUCCACCUGCCAAGCCUCUUCUUCCCCCUCCGCCGUCCGCACUGUCGUCACACCCGCUGCAUUCGUCUCAGCCUUUUAAUGGGGCGCCUAAAGGGGGCCCUGCUGGAUUUCAGCACCAGCAGAUGGAGGAGGAGGAUUCUGAUCCUGACUUAGGGAGUCCGCUGGUGAUCCAAGAGAGCCCAGACUCCCCGACUUGCACGCAGCUGAGCCGACGGUACAAGUCCGACUCGCAGCCCACAUCUUCUACAGCAUCUCACCCUAAACCUGGGGACACUCCCUCAGGGGCGGCUCUGACUUCAUCAACGCCGCAGUCUGGCUCAACAGAGAGCCCCCAGCUGGAGGACCGGCAUCCAGAGCACGUCAUAGAGGAGAGAGACUCGCCAGAGAGUCCUGAACCAGAAAUGCCAAAAUCAACCGCUCAAGUUGCAGGUAAGAGGUGCUCCAGCCCUGCAGUGGCCUCCACUCCGCCUCCAGCUGAACUGCGGGAGCCCAAAGAGGAGGAGGAAGAGAUGGAAGUGGGGAACGGGUUGGAGAAGGUGGCUGACAAAGCUGAUAAGGGAGAAAAUGGGAGAACAAGCGAGGACAAGAUGGAGGUUGAUGACGGCAAGCAGAAACCUCCAUCCAGUGACGGAGGAGAAACAGCUGCUGCACCACCUGCUGCCUCUGGAGCUCCCGCCCGACCCCUCAAAGUCAGAAUAAAAACAAUUAAAACCUCCACAGGUGGAAUCACCAGAACUGUCACGAGGGUGGCGCCGAAAGGUGGCGCUGCAGGAAAAGGUUUGGACUCUAAAGCUCAAGCUGGGGAACGUAAGGUGUUGGGAAACAAGGCCCAAAAACUUGAAGCCUCACCCGGUCACAUGACGUCAUCUUCCCAGAAAGUAAGUGCUCUAAACGCUCUGCCUGUGUCCACACUCGCAGCCAGCAGCGUCAUGCUAGCUGCUGCCACAAAGGUUCAAAACAAAAUGGCAGCAUCUGACAAGGCGAAGGUUUCUGCCACUGCUGUCAGCAUUACAAAAUCUGCAGCCCUGCCUGCAACUCCCUCUGUGGCCUCCUCUCCCAAGUUCUCAGUUGCUGCUGGCGGGAUCAGCGUACGUACAUCCACGAAUAAAACGGCUAAUGGAGGGAGCGGCACCAUCAUCGGCGGGACCCUCCAGCCAAACAAACCCGCCUCCAUCGUCAACAACACAGGCGCCGUAAUCUCCCGCAGCCAGUCGAGCCUGGUGGAGGCUUUUAACAAAAUCCUGAACAGUAAGAACCUUUUGCCGAGCUACAAGCCCGACCUCUCGGCGCCUCCGCCACCCGAGUGGGGUCUCCCGCUCCCGGCCACAGGGUACCGCUGCCUGGAGUGCGGAGAUGCUUUUGCACUGGAGCGCAGCCUGGCUCGACACUACGACAGACGAUCCCUCCGCAUCGAGGUGACCUGCAACCACUGCGCUAAGAGGCUGGCCUUCUUCAACAAGUGCAGCCUGCUUCUGCACGCGAGGGAGCAUAAGGAGCGUGGGCUAGUCAUGCAGUGCUCGCACCUGGUCAUGAGGCCGGUCACUGUCGAGCAGAUGAUUGGGCAGCAGGACAUUACACCCAUCGGUGGCCUGCUCUCCUCUUCGUCCUCCUCUCCUCCAGUCUCCUCUCCUUCCACCACGCCUGGAGGCUCCGCCGUCUCUGCCAACUCCAGCCCCAUGAAGGACUCAUCAUCUCCGGCUGCAGCUCAGCCCCGACCGGUCCGCCGCGCUCCUCAGGGCCCGCAAGCACUGAUGCCUCUGCCUUGCAAGAAGGCCGAGGGGCUGCAGUACAACAACUUCAAAUGUCCAGAGUGCCAAACACAAUUCUCUGGCAAGGCUGAGCUGGUCACCCACUUCCAGCAGAUCAGAGCUGCUCCAAACUCGACAUGUUCGCAAUGCUCGCCUCCCAUGAUGCUGCCUAACUCGUGUGCCGUGUCCGCCCACCAGAGGAUCCACAAACACAGAGCACCUCACGUCUGUCCUGAGUGUGGAGGGAUCGCCCGGCAGGCCAGCUUCCAGACCCAUCUGGAGGAAGCCUGUCUGCACUUUGCCAGGCGCAUUGGAUACAGGUGCUCGAGCUGCCAGGUAGUGUUCGGAGGGUUGAACUCCAUCAAGUCCCACAUUCAGACCGCUCACUGCGAGGUCUUCCACAAGUGCCCCAGCUGCCCCAUGGCCUUCAAGUCUUCCCCCAGUGCCCAGAGCCACAUCAGCACCCAGCACCCGACUCUCACUGGAGGACAGGCCAAAAUGAUCUACAAGUGUGUGAUGUGCGACACUGUUUUCACCCAAAAACCCUUGCUGUACAUGCACUUUGACACUCAUUUAGCCAAGCAAAAAGUGCAUGUAUUCAAGUGUCCUGACUGCACCAAGCUCUACGCCCAGAAAGGAUCAAUGAUGGAGCAUAUUAAGACGGCCCACAGAGGACCGUCAGCCAAACAGACCGAGUCUCAGUCCGACGCCUCUAAUCCUGCCUCGGCCCCGGCCAACGCAUCCGGCUCCUCUGGCCUCAAAUCCAAAUCCUCCGGAAAACCCGACAACUCCGACGGAGAGGACUGGGGCCGGGAGCAGGAGGAGGAAGAAGAGGAGGAGGAGGACGAUGACGACGAUGAUGCGGACGAGGACUACGAGGCUCCGGGGGGGAACUCAACCGCCCCUGGGGGCAGCAGUCACCCCCCCGCCCAGACGGAGUGGACCUGCCCUCAGUGUCAGACCACCUUCACUGACAACGACGACUACCUGAGUCACGUGAAGAUGGAGCACGGCAAGUUCCCAUGUCGUAUUUGUGGAGGCACAUUCAGCACGUCUUCCAGCCUGAGACGUCACGAGCGGGUCAUUCACGAGGGCAACAAGAGAGUCUUCCAUUGCCAAUAUUGCACAGAAGGCAAACGCACCUUUGGUAGUCGGUUCUUACUGGACAAGCACGUUCGUCUCCAUCACAGAGCCACGACAGAUGGACCGGAACGACCCAUGACCAGGAAGCGUGCAGCCACAGGGGGAGACGGUCCGGGCAGUUCCUCAGAGCAGGACGGUGAGGGUGGACCUCCUGGCGGCCGGGCGGGAGACGAGGAAGAAAACGCCACUGAGGACGGCGAGGAGGCUGCUGCGGGUCCUGCGAAGAGAACCAGGGCGUCCACUUCGACGGCACCGUUAGCGCCCAACGAGCUGGAGGAGGAAGACAACAUCUUCCGCUGCGUCCCCUGCGGCUUCACCACCGAAGACGGGGCGGAGUUCCAGCGCCACAUCCCCCAGCAUCGGGCCGACACCGCCUCAUUCCAGUGCCUGCAGUGCGGCGUCUGCUUCGCGUCAGCCGGCUCUCUCAGCCGGCAUCGCUUCAUCACUCACCGCGUGCGGGACACCCAGGGCGACACGGACCGCGGCACCCCGCGCGCUCACGGCUCCCCCGACGGCUCGCCCGCCGGCUCCCCUCUGGCGCAGGGCGAGGACGGGGACGGGAACCUGAGCUGCAAGGUGUGCGGCCGGCGUUUCGACAAGGCCUCGGACCUCAACACUCACUUCAGGACCCACGGCAUGGCCUUCCUCACCGCACACAAGACGGACAAGCCCCAGUAGAGGAGGGGGGGCAGGUCAGACUGACAGAUCAUCUACAACGAGGAGGCGAGGGUCGUGACGGAGCAGAGAGGCUGUAGAAUAUGAAUGUUGAGAUGAAACAGCUGCUUCCUGUGCAGUUUUUUUUAGCCACCAUAAACAGUUUUACUCUAAUCUAUGGCACCUCUUCUGUGCGAUUGUAACUGCAUGUUUGAUCAUGUUACUGGUCACUUAACUGAACACACACCUGUGAUAGACUCCUGAGUGGAACGGCUCUCAAACAGCCCCCAGAGUAAAGCAUUUAUAUAUCAGCCAUACUGUGUUUAAUACGUCUUGUCCUUCCAUCUCAAUCACUCAGCACUGACUGUAGCCACCUGCCUGUUUUUCCAUGUCACACACCUAAACACCUCCCACUGUUUCCCUGUCAGCUGUAGUGCCGAUAUUUUUGUACCUUACAUCAUUCGUGAUACUCAUACUCGUUCGCCUCAAGUCCGUGUCCAUUAACCCCGGCUCGAGAUCCGCUUUAAAAGCAUUUGAAACUGAUCUCAAGCCAAGAUCUGAAGCAUGUAGGGGAGCGUUUGGAGAAUUUAACACUGAUUUUUAUGUUGCUAGAAUAUUUAUUUAUACGAAACACAUUACUGCUGUUGGUAUUUGUGCGAGUCGGUUGAAUCGUGCUAAAAUGUGGUGCGAUUUUACCUGCAGCAGAGACAUGAGAUGAGAAUCUCUGAAGGCAUUUCAUUGGGAGGAGAGGUUACCGGAGGUCUGUAACCUGCGUAGUGUGAAUAAUGUGUGAUGUUGUUAAUCGUUAAGCUAGAAGAAGAAGAACAACAACAAGAGAGGUCAGGCUUCCUGCCAGUAGUAUAUGUGUACGUUUUGCCAUGUAAAUACAUAUUACACUAAAAGAAAGCGUUCUGGUUUUAGUAACUUGCUAUGAUAAUGUGAAUACGUAUAGUAUUUGUACUUGUACUGUCCCCUUUUUUUCCAAAACAAUUUGAAGUUUAAAAGAAUUCCCCCCCAGAGGUAGCUAUACGUUGUAAUUACAGAGCAGAGGGAGAGCGCGGGGGUCGUGUUGUCUUAAUGUGUAUGAAUACAAAUGUUUAUCUCUUUGAGACAGUUCUUUUUUUAUCUACAGAAUCAGUGCUUGCUGUACUCACAUUUCUUUUGUAUGUUUCAAAAACAGCCUUCAGGGUCACGUGACGGAGGCCUAAGAGUGGAAAUUUUUUUUGUUUUGUUUGUAUCUUUUAUAUGUCAUGAUAUCAUAUUUAUAUAGCUCAAUAGUGGAAAUUUCAUGUCAUUUUCUUUUCCAUGGUUGUGGUCUGCUUGCUGAAAUGCCAUACACUUUUGUGCUGUUUCGAAAUAAAUGUGUAAAAGAGA